ACGAGGUCGCCGCGUUUACUGGAAACCAAGGCGCUUUUGAUGGGAUGACCGGAGAAAACAGCCGAAGUUUAACAACAAAGUUUUAUUAGAACACACGUGGUGGGAAUUCAUCUUCAAGUCAAAACACAAACAGUGAAAUGGAGCUCUAAAGCAGGUAUUUGGAUCCUUGGUCCAACAGCCCCCCUCCCAGCUGGAUCUGGUCUCCUCAAGCCUCUGGCCCCCGACCAUCUUUGUCUGGCUGGUAUGUGCUGGUCCGUGAUCCCGUGACCUGUUCCAGGUCUAAAUAUAAACACCCCUCAACACCGAGGUGACAUUACGUAAUCCUGAUCAACACAUUCUCAGCGAGGCAGGGUUCGGGACGAGCUCCAGGACGUCCUGGGUGACUCUGAGAACCCAUCAGGGAUGGUUGGAAGACGAGCAGAAGCAGAACACCGAAUCAUCUUCCAGUUAUGAUCUCACAUUUGCCUUAACUUUCAGCAGAAAUGGGCAAUGGAAUAAAUAAGGUUUUACCAAAUCUGUAUCUGGGUAACUUUAAAGCUUCAGAGUGAAAUGUAAAAAUUAGCCUGCAGCGGCUCAUUGCAGGUUCCUCUUGGCCUUGGAUCUGUGGCAUCAACAGCUUUCUGCAAAACUUGCAAAGCACGAUGAAAAAAAAAAAAGUAGCUCAAAGCACAUCUGUCCAAGUUCAAAACAAGAGCAAAACUUUGAGGCCAUGAAGCCAUAUUUGCUUGAUGCUCGAGACGCGGAGCUGCUGGCCCGGCACCACAUCACCCACAUCCUCUCCAUCCACGACACGGCUGCGCCCGUCCUGGAGGACAUGAUGUAUCUCUGCAUCUCUGCUGCUGACCACUCAAAGCAGAAUCUGAUCCAGUACUUCAGGGAGAGCUUCGUGUUCAUCCACGAGUCCCGGCUGAAAGGAGAGGGCUGCCUGGUCCACUGCGUGGCCGGGGCGUCCCGCAGCGUGACCUUGGUGGUGGCGUACAUCAUGACUGUGACGGGGCGAGGCUGGGUCGAGGCUCUGGCCGCCGUCAGGUCGGCGAGGCCAUGCGCCGGACCAAACCUGGGCUUCCUGCGGCAGCUGGAGGAGUUUGAAAACUUUGAACUUGCACAAUACCGAGCCUGGUGGACAGAACGAUACGGGAAGAACUCAUUCAACGACGAAGAGGAAGUUCAGAAUCUUUUAACUCAUAAAUCUGCAACAAACAGCAUCUGUCCAGAGCUGGAGACAAGUGGGACAUGAAGAGAACAGCCUUGCAGGGAAUCAUAGACAUCAGCUUGGCUCAUUAAUGAUCAGAGUAUGAAAAAGUCUGCAACACUAACUCUCUAGUCUGUAUUGAAGUAUAUGUCCCUCUAUAUCAAAGUAUUACACUAAAUAUCAACCUCUACACUGAGCUGCACAUUUCUGUUCAGAGAUACAACUCUCUACUGACACCUGGAUGGAAAUAUAACCCUCUGCAUUAAGGUAUGAUUGUUGGUAUGGAGGUCUAAUUCUGUAUUGAGGUAUAACUGUAUGAAGGUCUAAUCCCCUGUAUCAAGGUAUAACCUUCUGUAUCGAGGUAUAACACCCUGUAUCAAGGUAUAAGCCCCUGUAUCGAGGUAUUACCCUCUGUAUUGAGGUAUAACUCUUUGUAUGGAGGUCUAACCCUCUGUAUCAAGGUAAAACCCUCUAUAUUGAGGUAAAACUCUUUGUAUGGAGGUUUAACUCUCUGUAUUGAGAUAUACCUCUCUGUAUCAAAGUAUAACCCUCUGUUUUGAGGUAUAACCCUCUGUAGUGAGGUAUUACCCUCUGUGGUGAGGUAUUACCCUCUGUGGUGAGGUAUUACCCUCUGUGGUGAGGUACAACUCUCUGUAUCAAGGUAUAACUUUCUGUAUUAAGAUUAAAGUCUUUGUAUGGAGGUAUAACCCCCUGUUUCAAAGUGCAACCCUAUUUAUUGAGGUAUAACCCCCUGUGUAAAGUUACUGUAUAACCCUCUGUAUUGAAGUAUAACUCUCUGUAUUGAGGGAUAACCUCUGUAUUGAAGUAUAACUCUUUGUAUGAAGGCAUAACUCUCGAAUUGAGGUAUAACCCCCUGUAUUGAGGUAUAACCCCCUGUUUUUAGGUAUAACUCUCUGUAUUGAGGGAUAACCCCCUGUUUUUAGGUAUAACUCUCUAUAUUGAGGUAUAACCCCCUGUUUUUAGGUAUAACUCUCUAUAUUGAGGUAUAACCCCCUGUAUUAAGGUAUAACUCUCUUUAAUGAGGUAUAACUCUCUGUAUUAAGAUAAAACCCUCUGUAUUAAGGUAUAACUCUCUGUAACGAGGUAUAACCCUAACUCUCUGUAUUGAGGAAUAACCCCCUGUAUUUAGGUAUAACCCUCUGUAUUUAGGUAUAACUCACUGUAUUGAGGUAUAACCCCCUGUAUUUAGGUAUAACUCUCUGUAUUGAGUCAUAACCCCCUGUAUUUAGGUAUAACUCUCUGUAUUGAGGUAUAACCCUCUGUAUUUAGGUAUAACUCUCUGUAUUGAGUUAUAACCCUCUGUAUUUAGGUAUAACUCUCUGUAUUGAGGUAUAACCCUCUGUAUUUAGGUAUAACUCUCUGUAUUGAGCUAUAACCCCUGUAUUUAGGUAUAACUCUCUGUAUUGAGGUAUAACCCCCUGUAUUUAGGUAUAACUCUCUGUAUUGAGCUAUAACCCCUGUAUUUAGGUAUAACUCUCUGUAUUAAGGUAUAACUCUCUGUAUUAAGGUAUAACUCUCUGUAACGAGGUAUAAACCUAACUCUGUGUAUUGAGGUAUAACCCUAACUCUCUGUAACGAGGUAUAACCUCCUAGGUAUAACUCUCUGUAACGAGGUAUAACCCUAACUCUCUGUAAUGAGGUAUAACCCUAACUCUCUGUAUUGAGGUAUAACCCUAACUCUCUGUAUUGAGGUAUAACUCUCUGUAUUAAGGUAUAACUCUCUGUAUUGAUGUAUAAAACCCCUGUAUUCAGAUGUAACUCUGAGACAUAAUCAUGUGUUUGCAGGGUGGUGGUGGUGGACAGUGGGGAUUUUAUAUCUGUCUUCAUGUCAUGUCCUUGCCUCUAACUGUCAAAACAACAUGCAAGGGCAGCCAAGCGUGACUCCAAGGAAUCCAUUCUGCAGUGCGAACACACAUUUAACAGGCCGUCAUUUCUGGUAUGCUGUGCCUUCUACUUGACAWAUGAGUAUUAGGGACUAUAAACAGCACAGAAACUGGACAAGACUGAAUUUCUCAGUAAAACAGGACAAGAAGCUGUUUUUCUAAUUAGUUGCACUUUUUUCUGUGUGUUUGUGUAUUUCUGGACACUUUGUUCACCUUCUAACGUCUGUAAAUGACAUACUAGUGUAAAAAUGUUUUCUUUAAUUAAAGUUUCAUUAAUAUGAAAA
Austrofundulus limnaeus is the source of this 3380-nucleotide messenger RNA. RefSeq names its product dual specificity phosphatase 22b (gene dusp22b). Gene Ontology annotation, biological process: protein dephosphorylation; signal transduction. Bases 710 to 1237 code for a protein of 175 amino acids. The transcript is spliced from 9 exons. The record is from RefSeq and is a predicted model, not a curated record. Gene Ontology annotation, molecular function: protein tyrosine phosphatase activity. NCBI's taxonomy places the organism in Eukaryota, Metazoa, Chordata, Actinopteri, Cyprinodontiformes, Rivulidae. Gene Ontology annotation, cellular component: cytosol.